CCAUUACCCAGUCUCCUGAACCAGUUAAAACUCCUCAAAGAGUCAAGUCACCUGAGCCAAUCAAAUCACCGCAAAGAGUAAAGUCUCCAGUCUCACCAAAAUCCCCAACACCAAAGUCCCCAACACCCAAGUCUCCUACUCCAAAGUCUCCAACUCCCAAGUCUCCUACCCCAUCUGAAAGAGAGCAAAUGAUUCCUCCAAUCAAGUCACCUAAGAGAGUGAUGUCACCAACUCUCGAAAAGAAGCCUUUCUUCUCAGCAGUACUCCGUGACAUCACUGCGUCAUGUGACUCUAUAGUCAAACUGUCUGUGAAGGUGACAGGGGAGCCAAAGCCUGCUGUCUCUUGGUCAAAGGAUGGAAAGGCAAUAUCUCAAGGUGGGAAGUAUGAAUUAUUCGAGGACCAAUGUUCAGCACAUCUAGAGAUCUAUGAAUCAGAGGUCUCUGAUAGUGGGGUCUACAAGUGCACAGCCACCAACUCUUCUGGAGCAGUGUCAACAAGCUGCACAGUCACUGUGCAAGCACCAAAGAGCUCUGCAAUGAUCUCUGAGGAAGUCUUAAGAAAGGAAAUGAUCCAUGAGGAAAUACGUUCUUCUGUGACAGAGGUGAAGUCCUCAGAAAUUCAGAAAUCAGUCAGGGAAGGCCAGUCUCUUACUCUGAGGGCCAACAUCCAUGGGGCUUCUAACAUCAAAUGGAUUCUGAAUGGGCAACAACUGGCCAACUCCGAACAGUACCGGUAUGGAGUAUCUGGAAGUGACCAGACUCUGACUAUCAGGUGUGUCACCCAGCGAGAGCAGGGGAUCAUCACCUGUCAGGCUCAGACGGAGCAAGGGCUGGUUCGGUGUCAGUUUAACACUGAUGUCACCCCCAAGAGCUCAGAGGCACCCCACUUCCUGGUGCAACCAAGGUCCCAAAAUGUGGACCAGGGUCAAAAUGUUAUGUUUACCUGUGAAAUUGCAGGGGAUCCUUCCCCUGAGGUGGAGUGGUUGAAAGACAACACGAUUAUAUGUGUCACUCCAAAUAUCAAGCUGAGCCGCUCUAAGAACUCGUACACUCUGGAAAUUUGUGAAGCCACAGUUGCAGACAGUGGGAAAUACACCAUAAAAGCCAGGAACCAGUUUGGACAGUGCUCUGCAACGUCAUCGCUCAACGUCCUCAGCACUCCACCGAAGAUCGAGGCUCUUCCCCAGCAUGUGAGUGCAGAGCCGGGGAAGUCCCUGUCUGUGGCAGGCAUGUUUUCUGGAGACCCGGCUCCCUCAGUCCAGUGGGUCCGCUCAGGCAGAACCCUUCCCAACGGAGAUGAGCGGUUCCAUGUGGACAACGCGGCCGACCUCUCCACCCUCAUGAUCUCUGCAGUGAAGGAGGACGACGCCGGAGCGUACACUCUCCGACUGUCCAACGAGCUCGGCUCUGACUCUGCAACCGUCAACGUUCACAUCCGGUCCAUGUAAAAAGAAAAAAAGAGAAAAACAAAUCACAUCCCUUAUUCCCAAACUUUUUAUUUACAAUAAUCUUACUUGAUAAAGAUCUGGAAUAUUCUUGUAAAUAGGAACUAUUUUUGUACCAAACUUGACGUUAAUUUAUGCCAAACUAGACUAAAGUCUAAAAUUGUAAAAUGUGCCAUAUUGGAUAACUAUGACUUCAUUUUUCUGUGACAUGUACAUAAUGUAUAUAGCCGAGUUUACCGGUUAUGGGAAAUGUAUGCAUUGUUAUUUAUGACAAUAAUAUUAACUGAAACUAAAAGAAGCUAAAAGUGGUUAACAGGAGAAAGUUUCCGCUGGAACGAAUACCCUGUGAAACUGGGAAACUAAACUCUGUGCCUCAACGAUAAGUUGAAGACUUUAAGAUUGCCUCAACAGGUAGAGAGGCUCCCUGUUGAUGUUAUGAAGCAGAAACAAAAAGACAAAGUUCUUGUUUUGACGCGCGUCGGUGCGUGGGAGUUAAACAUGAGUUGUACCGUGAGCAUAAGACCCUGAGUGCUGUUUGCACUACCCUCGUGUAAGCAGCAUGAACCGGCCUUGUGCUCAGACUGACUGUGUCGUACCACCACGAUUUGAUGACCAGCAGAGAGGGCGAGCGGCCUGCUCUCUCUGCGUUUAGAUUCAUUUUGAUAAAGAGCGCUGCUUCUGGCACAGGAUGGCAGGAUUGGCUUCACUGAAGCAACAUCUCCUGGCCAAAAAGAAAACAGGGAGUCAAAGCCAGCUCUGCUGUGCAGAAGCAGCGCCGUCUCUUGGAGGAUUGUAGCUGACGUGUUAUUGUUUUUGAGUGUGCGUGUCUGUAGUUUGUAGUUGUUUCACUUCGUCAGUAGUCAGGGUUUUUUUUUUUUCUUUGUUCACAUCACUGAGUUCAUCUGUGGUGAGAAGAGAAGCAGUUAUGGUUUUACCCUGCACUUUGACUUUAUUGAUCUGCUGAUGUAGAACUUAUAUAUCAUCCUCCUUGAGUUUUACUGAUUUAAUAAAGCAUGAUUUCAGCACUAUAAAGGC
Messenger RNA from Fundulus heteroclitus (mummichog), 2480 nucleotides. Its product is annotated as myosin light chain kinase, smooth muscle-like. The transcript has 5 exons. The record is from RefSeq and is a predicted model, not a curated record. The coding region runs from base 189 to 1448 and encodes 419 amino acids. NCBI's taxonomy places the organism in Eukaryota, Metazoa, Chordata, Actinopteri, Cyprinodontiformes, Fundulidae.